AUGAACAUAUUCAAUUACAUAUUAACUGCUUACUCAAGUCCUCCAAUAAAAACAAAAAUAAAAAUGACCUCACACACACCAAGAAACCCUAGACGUAGAUAUACCUCCAGUGGAGAGAGUAUUUCUCUUUCUCAGGUUACAGCUGGCCGUGUUGGACGACAUGCAAUUGCCCCUCAGCCAGUACCUGCUUCCAGCAGUGAUGAGCGCCUGAAUCAGAUGUCCUUGGACUUAAAGGGCAUUAUCACGCAGCUUGCAUCGAUGGACUGCAAGGUAGGCAAGCUGAUGGAUGGCCAGAGAAGAAACAUUGGUGCUGCUGCUCGGCAGGAGAGUAUGCCAGCAAGCUUGCCAGCCCUUGCCCCUUCGUCUUCUCUCCCUGUACCAGCCAUGUCUGAGCAGGAAAUGAGCUCUGUGAUCUUGGAAAUUUCUGGUCCAGCAUGGUGGUAUCAAAAAUCCGAAAUAACUACAAGCAACACCAUUGCUCUGCUCACUCCACAAUGCAACAAGAUGCAACAAGACGGUGCAAUGCACGCGUUAACAGUUAUUCUUGCCUGUCAUACGCAUACGUACCUGACAAACUGGAGGUUGAUUGACAAUGAGAUGGGCCUUGAAGUUGGACUUCUUUCUGAGAUGUCAGAUAGUGAGUCUGACGUGGAAGACAUGAACGUUGCAACUGUACAUGUGCUUCGGAUUAAGUGUCCCAGCUGGAGAAGCAAUGAGAUAAACUAUUUUUGGUUAUGCACCGAUGAUAAAAUAAAGAUCUAA
Phycomyces blakesleeanus NRRL 1555(-) is the source of this 762-nucleotide messenger RNA. RefSeq lists its product as hypothetical. The transcript has 4 exons. The record is from RefSeq and is a predicted model, not a curated record. The coding region runs from base 1 to 762 and encodes 253 amino acids. Lineage: Eukaryota; Fungi; Mucoromycota; Mucoromycetes; Mucorales; Phycomycetaceae.